AUGCCACCACAUCUUCACCCCCGUUCCCGGUCAACAACGGGCCUCUUUGCUGGCACCCUGCUCGCGUCUCUCCUGGUUGUCGGCAUGCCACACGUCUUUCCUUGCCCCAGCCCACGUCGAACCUUUGCCGACUCCGAAAUGAGCACCACGGCCGACGGGCAACAAGUCCCACGCAUGCGACGCCGAAGGCGGAGAGAGACGGAGCUGGACUCUGACAUUCCACGUCCCGGUCAACCGACACCAUCCGGCACGGCUGACGAGGAAGUGACUGCUUUCUUCCAGACAGAAGAAGAGGCGGAGAAGUUGACACAUAAUAUUGGCCAUGAGUGUCCGGUACCCAAGCCAAAGGGUGUCAUUGGGGAAUUAUUGGGGUUUCAUAAUGCGCGUGGGAGUGAGCAGCACCGGGUCUCGGCUGAUGGGACUCAAUAG
Messenger RNA from Penicillium verhagenii, 429 nucleotides. RefSeq lists its product as uncharacterized. Gene Ontology annotation, cellular component: mitochondrial matrix. The transcript has a single exon. The record is from RefSeq and is a predicted model, not a curated record. The coding region runs from base 1 to 429 and encodes 142 amino acids. Gene Ontology annotation, biological process: mitochondrial respiratory chain complex IV assembly. NCBI's taxonomy places the organism in Eukaryota, Fungi, Ascomycota, Eurotiomycetes, Eurotiales, Aspergillaceae.